CGGCGUGACUGAACAGAAAACCACACCACUGACUCCGUGAAGUUCAUUUACGCGGAACUGAGAAGUAGUGCUGUUGUUUGUGCUAAUUUAAACGUGGCUGGUGAAGUUUUGGUGCGAAGUGUCCAUGCGAAUUUUAUUCCGAAUUGAAUUUUAGUAUCAAUAUCUGAUCGGAUAAUUUUUUCCUAUCCACUUCGAAUAAUCAUCAUUGAAAAGUAAUCCAUUUUUGGUAAACAUGUACAGAGCAAGGGCAGUGGUAAACAAUUUAGUGCCCUUUAUUCCGAAUGUGGCGGGUCGAGAAAGGUUCGCAUCGUGGCUUCUAAGCUCCAGUAGGAAUUAUAGCGCCAAAGGGUCGCGACCGUUCAGUAAUCAAGCGGCAGCUGAACCGUUCUUGAACGGAAGUUCCUCCAGUUAUGUCGAAGAAAUGUACAACGCUUGGUUAGAAGAUCCGAAAAGCGUUCACAAAUCAUGGGAUACAUUUUUUCGCGGUAGUUCUGCCGGACGUGCUCCAGGACUUGCUUAUCAAUCUCCACCAAGUCUCGCAGAACCCGGCCGUAAUCAGGUUCCAAUAUCCAGCGUUGUACCUUACCUAGGUGCACAAUCUUCUUUAGGAGUUCCUAUCGAUGAAAAAAUUAUCGACGAUCAUUUAGCCGUUCAAGCUAUCAUCAGAUCGUAUCAGAUCCGAGGCCAUCAUAUUGCCAAAUUAGACCCGUUGGGCAUUUCAAGCGCCGAUCUAGACGACAGACAUCCACCGGAGUUAUUAUACAAUCAUUACUCUUUCGGGAGUAAUCGGCCCUCUACCACGUAUUCGAAAAACCUUCAGCGUAAAGUUGCUUCUAUGAUGGAACAGGAAACAGACAUGGAUCGAGUUUUCAAAUUGCCCCCGACGACAUUCAUCGGCGGUAAAGAGAAAGCGUUACCGUUAAGGGAGAUCCUAAGACGUCUGGAAGAAGUAUACUGCAGACAUAUCGGCGUCGAGUUCAUGUUCAUUAAUUCACUAGAGCAGUGUAACUGGAUUCGACAACGUAUGGAGACGCCCGGUAUCAUGGAAAUGUCGCCAGAUCAAAAACGUCUCAUUUUGGCUCGACUUACAAGAGCUACAGGGUUCGAAGCCUUUUUAGCUAAAAAAUGGUCAAGUGAAAAACGUUUCGGCUUGGAAGGAUGUGAAAUCUUGAUUCCAGCCAUGAAACAAGUGAUCGACAGAUCGACCGAUUUAGGGGUCGAGUCUGUGGUUAUCGGUAUGCCGCAUCGUGGACGUUUGAAUAUUCUGGCGAAUGUUUGUCGUAAACCGUUGGAACAAAUAUUUACACAGUUUGCCGCCCUAGAAGCUGCGGAUGAUGGCUCCGGAGACGUUAAAUACCAUUUGGGUACAUAUAUUGAACGAUUGAAUCGAGUUACGAAUAAAAACAUACGAUUGGCUGUCGUCGCGAAUCCAUCGCAUUUGGAAGCUGUCGAUCCGGUUGUACAAGGAAAAACCAGAGCUGAACAAUUUUACCGGGGUGAUAACGAAGGCAAAAAGGUCAUGUCUGUAUUGUUGCACGGUGACGCUGCAUUUUGCGGACAAGGUGUGGUUUACGAAACUUUCCAUUUAUCCGAUUUGCCAGAUUACACGACACAUGGCACCGUACACAUUGUGGUAAAUAAUCAGAUUGGAUUCACUACUGAUCCACGUCAUUCGAGAUCAUCGCCGUAUUGUACUGAUGUUGCUAGAGUAGUAAAUGCCCCGAUAUUCCAUGUCAACUCAGACGAUCCUGAAGCUGUCAUGCAUGUUUGUAAUAUUGCUGCCGAAUGGCGUAACACUUUCCACAAAGAUGUUGUUAUUGAUAUUGUUUCUUAUCGAAGAAAUGGCCACAACGAAAUAGACGAGCCUAUGUUUACACAACCUCUGAUGUACAGCAUCAUCAAAAAGACAAAACCAGUUUUAGAUCAGUACGCCUCAAAACUUCUCAGUGAAGGGGUAGUUACGCCUGAACAAGUCAAGGAUGUUCAAGAAAAAUACGAAUCGAUUUGCGAAUCAGCACUUUUGAAUGCUAGAAAAGAAACUCACAUCAAAUACAAAGAUUGGUUGGACUCUCCUUGGUCUGGUUUCUUCGAAGGAAAAGAUCCUUUGCGAAUGUCACCUACUGGUAUUAAAGAAGACACGUUGAUUCAUAUUGGAAAACGAUUUUCAUCCCCGCCUCCUAAUGCUGCCGAGUUCGUUAUUCAUCGAGGUAUCGAACGUAUUCUCAAAGCUCGUAUGCAAAUGGUUGAAGAAAGAACUGUAGAUUGGGCUUUAGCCGAAGCUAUGGCCUUUGGAUCGUUGCUGAAAGAAGGUAUUCACGUCAGGUUGAGUGGACAAGACGUAGAAAGAGGCACGUUCAGUCAUAGACAUCACGUUUUACAUCAUCAAAAUGUAGAUAAAGCUACGUACAGACCGUUGUCGAAUUUAUACCCUGAUCAAGCGCCUUAUUCUGUGUGUAACAGCUCGCUUUCUGAAUUCGCUGUCGUCGGAUUUGAGCUUGGUUUCUCAAUGACCAAUCCAAAUGCAUUAGUAUGUUGGGAAGCUCAAUUUGGAGAUUUCAACAACACCGCUCAGUGUAUUAUUGAUCAAUUCAUCAGCUCUGGUCAAGCGAAAUGGGUCAGACAAUCGGGUCUAGUCAUGUUAUUGCCUCAUGGGUUAGAAGGAAUGGGUCCAGAGCAUUCGUCUGCUCGUUUAGAAAGGUUUUUACAAAUGUCAUCGGAUGAUCCUGAUUAUUUCCCUCCUGAAAGCGACGAAUUCGCUAUUCGCCAACUUCACGAUAGCAACUGGAUUGUUGCCAACUGCUCAACGCCGGCUAAUUAUUUCCACAUUUUACGCCGUCAAAUUGCCUUACCUUUCCGUAAACCUUUGAUUUUGAUGACACCUAAAUCAUUGUUACGUCAUCCUGAAGCAAAAUCUAGUUUCGACGAAAUGAACGAUGGUACUGAAUUUUUAAGAAUUAUCCCCGAUAACGGACCAGCCUCGCAGAAUCCGUCUAACGUUAGAAAAGUUAUAUUCUGCAGUGGUAAAGUUUAUUACGAUAUUAAAAAGGCCAGAACUGACAAAAGUUUAGAUUCAGAUAUCGCUAUUGUGCGAGUUGAACAGAUAUCGCCUUUCCCAUUCGAUCUUAUUAAGCAAGAGUGUAACAAAUACCCUAAUGCUAAGCUAGCUUGGGCCCAAGAAGAACAUAAAAAUCAAGGUUCUUGGACCUACGUACAACCAAGAUUUAGUACAGCGUUAGGUGGCAUCAGACCAGUAAGCUACGUUGGUCGUCCCAGUGCAGCUUCGCCUUCGACUGGCAGCAAAAUGCAGCAUUUACGAGAAUUAAAUGCGUUAUUAGAAGAAUCUAUGAGUUGAACACCUCGUGAUUUUUGUUUAUUUUGAAUUUUUUUUCGUAUGAGCGAUCAAUUUAUGUACUUUCGUGAACUAAUUUUACAGUAUUUAUUUCUAUUCGCACUUGUACAAAUCCUAUUGAUUUCUUAUUUUAUUUCGCUUUCUAAUUCUUUCAUUCUUGUUUUUUGUUGUUAUGUAUUUUAAAAUAUUAAGAUGUAACUGUAAUAGAAUAGUUACCAUUGUAGAGUGUACUUAAUGAAAUUACGUUAUUUUUGUUGUGAUCCUUGAAAAUAAUAAGUUUUUGUUUUAGCUUAUUCGUGAUCUUUUUUUCUUUGUUUUUUUCUAGGUAUAUGAAUAAAAUGUUGCAACGGUG
This is a messenger RNA of Planococcus citri (citrus mealybug), 3701 nucleotides long. It is a transcript of the gene Nc73EF, whose product is annotated as oxoglutarate dehydrogenase Nc73EF. The transcript is spliced from 19 exons. NCBI's taxonomy places the organism in Eukaryota, Metazoa, Arthropoda, Insecta, Hemiptera, Pseudococcidae. Gene Ontology annotation, biological process: tricarboxylic acid cycle. The coding region runs from base 233 to 3352 and encodes 1039 amino acids. Gene Ontology annotation, cellular component: mitochondrion; oxoglutarate dehydrogenase complex. The record is from RefSeq and is a predicted model, not a curated record. Gene Ontology annotation, molecular function: thiamine pyrophosphate binding; oxoglutarate dehydrogenase (succinyl-transferring) activity.